Molecule: messenger RNA, 444 nt
Organism: Cetraspora pellucida
Lineage: Eukaryota; Fungi; Glomeromycota; Glomeromycetes; Diversisporales; Gigasporaceae
Source: the annotation of a GenBank genome assembly
AUGUGUAUCGGAACAUCCGAAAAUCCUGGAAAGCCUGCAAAAACGCAACUUGAAGUUAUCCGCCGUGGAUACUUUUAUCCUACUUCAUCUCUGUCCGUUCCUUCAGAAUCACAAAUUAAAGUAACAUUAAUAAAUCUAUACCCAAUAACAGGUCGAAGACAUCAACUGCGAUUACAUUGUCAAUAUUUAGGCCACCCCAUUGUUGGUGAUUGGCAUUAUGAAUCGCAAAUCAUGGAAUAUACUGAUACUUUUCGUAUGAUGUUACAUGCUCUCAAAUUGCGUAUUCCCCUAAAUAUUGUUCAAAAUACAAAAAUGAAGCAUAUGAAAAAUAUGGAUACGAACGUUAAGGAUGAUGAUAAUUUGGAAGAUUUGCAUGAACUUGAUGUUGUAUCCGAAGAUCCAUUUCCGGAAUUAGUUUACGAGUGUGCAAAGGACGAAACAUGA